AAGGGAAGGGAAGGAGAGAAAUAUCAAUGUAUGGUUGCUUCUCAUGGGUUGCCAGCUGGGAACUGGUCUGCAACCCAGGCAUGUGCCCUGACUGGGAAUUGAACCAUGAUCCUUUGGUUCUCAGGCCCACGCUCAAUCUACUGAGCUACACCAGCCAGGGUUAUGUCAGUUACUCUUAUACCUCCAACUUUGUUCAUCUUUCUCAAGAUUGCUGAGAUUAUUUGGUAUAUUUUUGGUUCUACAUAAAUUUUUGGAAUAUUUGUUCUAAAUCUGUGAAACAUUUCAUUGGCAGUUUAAUAGGAAUUGCAUUGAAUCUAUAGCUUGCUAUGGGUACUAUGGACAUUUUAAUGAUGUUAAUUCCUCCAGUCCAUGAACACAGUAUGUGCUUCCACUUAUUUGUAUUUUCCUCAGUUUUUUUCUUCAGUAUCCUAUAGUUUUCAAGUACAGGUCUUUUACCUUCUUGGUUAAAUGCAUUCCUUGGUUUCUUAUGUUUUUGUUGUAAUAGUAACUGGGAUUGUUUUUCUUUCUGACAGUUCAUUAUUGGAGUAUAAAAAUGCCACUGAUUUCUGCCCUGGCUGGUGUGGCUCAGUGGAUUGAGUGUUGGCCUGCAAACCAAAAAUGCCACUGAUUUCUGAAUAUUAAUUUUGUAUUCUGUUAACUUGCUGAAUUUGCUUAUUAUAUCUAUUAUUUUGGGGGAGAAGUCUUCAGGGUUUCUAUGUAUAAUAUCAUGUCAUCUGCAAAUAAGGAUGGUUUUACCUUCUCCUUUCAGGUUAGGAUGCUAUUUAUUUCUUCUUUUUUUCUGAUUGCUGUGACUAGGACUUUUAGUACUCUGUUGAACAGAAGUGGUAAACAUGGACCUCUUAAUUGUAAGGGAAACACUUUUAGUUUUUGUUCAUGAGUAUGAUGUUAGCUGUAGGUUUGUCAUAUAUUGCCUUUGUUAUGUUGAGGUAUAAUUCAAAAGAGAACUCUUGUAUACUAUUUGUUAGAAUGUAAUUGGCACAGUCAUAUGGAAAACUGUAUGGAAUUUCCUAAAAAAUAAUUAUAGGAUGCCUAUAUUAUCCAACAAUUCUAUUUUUGUGCAUAUGUCUAAAGAAAACAUAAUUAUCAUGAGAUAUCUGUACUCCCAUAAUCAUUGUAGUAUUAUUCACAAUAUCCAAGAUAUGGAAGCAACUGAAAUGUCCUCUUAAAAUGAAUGGAUAAAGAAAAUGUGUGUGUGUGUUUAUACACACACACACUCAUGCAUAUGUCUAUAUAUAUGUACAUGCAAUAUUAUGCAGACAUAAAAGAGAUCAAUCCUGCCAUUCGUGACAACAUGGGUGAACCUGGAGGACACUAGGCCAAAUGAAAUAAGCCAAAGAGAGGAAAACAAAUCCUACAUGGUAUCACUUAUAUGUGUGUAACUGAACAUUUUAUUUCAUUUUCUAUUUUUAAAUCCUCACUCAAGGACAUUUUUAUUGCCUUUUUAGAGAGUGGAAUGGAGAAAGGAAGGAAGAGAGAGAAAUAUCAGUGUGAGAGAGAAAUAUCAGUUGGUUGCUUCCCAUAUGCACCUAAACCAGGAAUCAACCUGCAACCUAGGCCGUGCCUCUCCUCUUCCUCCCCAUGCUGAUCCUGUUCACUGAGCCUCCAAAGUCACUGGGAACAGAAAUGAACUAUUCCCAGAAAACAGUGCCCGAUGCCUGCACCCUGGUCAUGUGUGGCCCUGUGGAGAAUGGCCUGCCUGGUCGUGAUGGACGAGAUGGGAGAGAGGGCCCCCAGGGCCAGAAAGGGGAUCCAGGCCCUGAAGGAGCCAUAGGCCCACAGGGGCCUCCAGGUGCCGGGGGUCCCCCAGGACUGAAGGGGGACAAAGGUGCUCCUGGAGACAGAGGAGCAAAAGGAGAGAGUGGGCUUCCAGACAUCACUGCUCUGAGGAAGCAGGUGGAGGCCCUACAGGGACGGGUACAGCAUCUUCAGGGUGCCUUCUCUCUGUACAAGAAAGUGGGUCUGUUUCCUGAUGGCCGAGUUGUUGGAGAGAAGUUCUUCAAGACAGGAGGCUUUGAAAAAUCUUUCCAGGACGCACAGCAAAUAUGCAGACAGGCCGGGGGACAGUUGCCCUCCCCACGCUCUGCAGCUGAGAAUGGGGCCUUGCAGCAGCUGGUCUCAGCUCAUAACAAGGCUGCAUUCCUGAGCAUGACUGACUCCCAGACAGAGGGCAAGUUUGUCUACCCCACAGGGGAGUCCCUGGUGUAUUCCAACUGGAACUCAGGGGAGCCCAACAACAGUGGUGGGGAAGAGGACUGUGUGGAAAUCUACGACAAUGGAAAGUGGAAUGAUAAGUCCUGUGGAGAGAGGCGCCUUGUGAUCUGUGAGUUCUGAGCUACCCAGGGUGGAUGGGGCACUUGUGGCCCAGGAGCCUGGUCAGUGAGUCAGGGCCAAACCUGUGAGCUACCAACAUCCCAGCAAGAAGCUGACAUCUCUGCUGGCCACGGCUUCUCCUCAGAGCCAUGGGAUGAGGUCAGAGGUAGGGCUCCUGUGGAAUACCUCUCUCAGAAUAAAAUAUGAAUCUGG
Messenger RNA from Artibeus jamaicensis (Jamaican fruit-eating bat), 2544 nucleotides. Its product is annotated as pulmonary surfactant-associated protein D-like. Gene Ontology annotation, biological process: surfactant homeostasis; positive regulation of phagocytosis. Gene Ontology annotation, cellular component: multivesicular body; rough endoplasmic reticulum. The transcript is spliced from 5 exons. The coding region runs from base 1600 to 2352 and encodes 250 amino acids. The record is from RefSeq and is a predicted model, not a curated record. NCBI's taxonomy places the organism in Eukaryota, Metazoa, Chordata, Mammalia, Chiroptera, Phyllostomidae.